This is a messenger RNA of Letharia lupina, 17652 nucleotides long. RefSeq lists its product as uncharacterized. Bases 1 to 17652 code for a protein of 5883 amino acids. The record is from RefSeq and is a predicted model, not a curated record. Gene Ontology annotation, molecular function: malate dehydrogenase (decarboxylating) (NAD+) activity; NAD binding. NCBI's taxonomy places the organism in Eukaryota, Fungi, Ascomycota, Lecanoromycetes, Lecanorales, Parmeliaceae. The transcript is spliced from 4 exons.
AUGUCAGCAGCACAUCUACCGCCAGCGCCUGGCGACUACGAUACAUCCCAUUCCACCACCGUUCGCAAGUACAAUCGCACAUACGGGCUUGUUCCCCCAGCAGUCGAGAGCUUAGACGUCCAAGCUUCGAGAUGUCUGAAACAGCUAGAACGAAGGCCGCAGAGUAUCGACAAAUAUCUCUAUCUCAGCAGCCUUCGUAACACCAACGUCCACCUCUUUUAUCGCUUGGUCACUCAGCAUAUCAAAGACAUGGCUCCUCUCAUCUAUACACCAACUGUCGGCGAUGGCUGCUUGCAAUGGUCUCAUAAUUACGUCCAACCAGAGGGUCUGUACAUAUCCUAUUCUGAUCGUGGUCACAUCGCGUCAGUACUGCACAAUUGGCCGCAGGUAAAUGUCGAGAUCACCGUUGUCACAGAUGGUUCUCGAAUCCUUGGGCUAGGGGAUUUAGGCAUCAAUGGCAUGGGCAUACCUGUUGGCAAGCUUUCUCUUUAUGUGGCCUGCGCAGGGAUCCGUCCGGAGGCCACUUUGCCGCUUAUGCUGGAUCUGGGUACUGGAAACAAGUCACUAAGAGAAGAUCCACUGUAUAUGGGAAGCAGGAGAGAAAAGGUUUCCGCUCAGGAAGAAAAAGAAUUUCUGGACGAAUUGAUGGUGGCAUUGACGGAGAAAUGGCCUGGAAUUGUCAUCCAGUUCGAGGAUUUUAAAAACCCUUUCCCAGCACUCGAAACCUAUGGAGGCAAAUAUACAUGUUUCAACGACGAUAUCCAGGGGACUGGUGCCGUAGUUCUGGCGGGAAUCAUCAGCGCUGUGAAACGAACCGGUGUUCCGGUCAAGGACCAGAGAGCCGUAUUUUUCGGAGCUGGUAGCGCAGGUGUGGGUGUGGCGAAGCAGAUUGUAGAGUAUUUCAUGCGAGAAGGGCUGACAGAGGACGAAGCACGGCGAUGCUUUUGGCUCGUCGAUACUAAAGGUCUUGUGACUAAUGACCGAGGGGACAAGUUGGCGGAGCACAAGAUCUAUUUCUCUCGCGACGAUAACGCUGGAAAGCAGUACAAGACCCUUGAGGAAGUGGUGGACCAUGUGAGGCCUACAAUACUGAUGGGGCUUUCGACAAUAGGAGGGGCUUUCACGCCAGAUAUGCUGACAAAAAUGGGGCAAUGGAACGAGCACCCAAUCAUUUUCCCACUCUCGAAUCCAUCGGCGAAUUCGGAAUGCACUUUCGAAGACGCCCUUAAACAUACCAACUACAAGGCAUUGUUCGCGAGUGGAAGCCCUUUUGCCUCAAUCGAGCAUGACGGGAAGCUUGAGACUCCCGGGCAAGGCAACAACAUGUAUGUCUUCCCAGGCAUUGGCCUGGGUACGAUCCUUUCGAAGGCAACCACCAUCACUCAGUCCAUGAUAUACGCCUCUGCGACGUCACUAAGCACUUCUUUGCAUCCUUCUGAAGUUUCUCAAGGCUGGCUGUAUCCAGAGCUCGCUCGGAUACGAGACGUGAGUGUUAUCGUUGCAAUGGGAGUCAUCAAAGCUGCACAAGAAGCGGGCGUGGAUCGUGAGCAAAGCAUCAAGGGUAUGGGAAAUGAAGAAUUGGAGAAAUGGGUGAGAUCGAAGAUGUACGACCCAACUACAGAAACGCAGAGGGUUGAGGAGGAAGUCCAAGGAUUGACGGAUCCCUCGAAAUGGGGAGGGAACCGAGGAUCCCACCUACCCAAGGACGAUAGAACAAUGUGGAAUCGAUUCAGUGGCAAACCUCAUGAUUCAAAUUAUGAUUUGCCCUCACAGAGUAUUCGGCGCGACGAUGAUGAACAGCGACCUCGUGCGCAUCGCUCCGAUUCUAUAGCGUCUUCCAACUCGAAUAAGAAAUUCUCUUCCCGGGCUGACGAUCGUGCUCCACGAGGCUUUAACCCUACAUCUACAAGCUACUCAUCUACUACCCGAGGGCAAUAUCCUGGAGCAGCAUCGGCUUCCAUAGCAUCGAGCUACGCAACAGCAUCCGGAAACAACAACUGCGAACCAUAUGUGGCGCCUGGUUUAGUCAGAAAUGCCAGCCUCGCAGACCAAAUGCAGAGGUCGAAAUCCUCGCGCUCCUCGCGCGAUCAGGACGAGGCUCGCGAAAUUAAGGACAAAAAGCGGGACAAGACAGAUAUAUUUGAUGGCCGCGAUCAAGAUAUUGAGAGACAGCGAAAGAGGGACAAGCGAGACAAGAAGGGCAGAAGCUUGAGAAGAUCUGAGAAUGGACUCGACGAAGAGGUCGGAAGCAGCAGAGGUCCUGACGAUUUCCCUGAUCAGGUUGCGAGCUCUGGUUUCUCGCAAUUCCCUGGCCAGAACGACGGGGCAAUACCAGGACCCAACGGCGCCGCACCCGAACAUCCAGCCAUGUCCUCCCAUGUGCAAGAUCAGUUUCCCGGUCAAUUUCCGACUCAGUCCUCUGCUCCAUACCGUCCACCACUGGCCGCCAGCGAAGGAGGUCCUGGACUCGCGGCUGAAUACUAUGGUGAUGAUGGGCAGUCUGUUGCAGAACAGCCUGGAAAUCGGGCAAAUACGCCAUCUCUUAUCAUUGGGGCAGAACCUCACCUUCAGCCUGCAUUGGCUGUGGCAGCCCCGCCACCAGAGCCGAGCGCUUCUGGAGCGGUCGGUGCGGCAGCGUCCUUCUUCAGCGGUGAAUUUGAAGAAGAUGAAGCCGCAUCGACCCACGGCCAGCAGAAUGCGUCAACAUACGUCACAAGCCAAAUCAGACCCAACAGCAACCACCAUUCAUCUUCAGCCCCAAUCAUACCCACCAUAGGUGGGACAGCCAUAGGAUCGGCUGCUGGCUAUCUCAUUGACAGCCAGACCUCAACACAUCAGCAGCGCACGGAUCAUAAGUCAUCAAUAGGAGGAGCCCCUAGUGAAUAUUCUGCCGUCACGACUCAACGCCCGCCGUCUCAAACACAAGCCUCACAGUACUCCAGCAAGUCUCAGCCACCAAUGCUAGGCAAGCAAUCAUCUCAGUCGUCUAACACCCCGAUUUAUGCAACCGGGGCAGCAGGCGCCACAGGGUUGGCGGCAGCAGCAGCUUACGAGCACAAUCAUCACUCUUUAGAUCACAAUGUCUCGUCAGCGCCUCAAUAUUCAACAACCUCCAUGGCUCAGCGACAUCGCAAUAACGGUCCCUUCGGCGCGUUGCUGGACUUCUUCAAAGAUCCUGAAGGAGUAGCUCAGUUCGAAGAAUACUCUCAGAUCAUAGGUGUUUGCAGGAACUGCUUCGCGCCGGGAUCCUCAACAAGAGAUGCUCCGAGAAAACAUCUUUAUGGGAGACGACAAUCAAAUGAGCGGUACGGCAGCAGUACGCGCGUCGACAAAGAUAGUCGAUAUUAUUCUUCCGACAAUGAGGGUCGACGGAAGAGCAACAAGUCCUGGCAGGCCGCUGGUCUCCCGGGCUACGGGCUGGCAAAACUUGGAGAGAGCUUGUUUCAAGAGAAGAACGACUAUGAUGAUACCUACAGUGUGAAAAAUGGGCGCUUCUCGCCGGAUGGGGGGGAUCGUAGAGCACGCCGUCGAAGUCGCUCCAAAGAGCGUUUCGAAAUUGAAAUUACUGGUGAUGGCAAAUCGGACAGAAAAGAACCGCGUAAUGAUACUUCCACGGGCACGAAAAGGCUGACAUAUAGCACGGGUCGUCAAUCAGGAACGAGGUCUAGAUCAAGAGAUCGAAAGACUGGCUUGACCGAAGCUGCUAUUGGCGCAGCACCAGAAACCUCCGCGGUCGCGUCGAGCUCUCGACGUCGGAGCCGCUCUCCGAAACGUACAUCCGUUAAAGGUAAGCACAAAGGUCAAGAAGCCUCGCCUGAGAGACGCCACAAGACCAAGAAGAAGAAGAAGAGAGACAGAAGCUUCUUCGGGUUCGGCAACGGAUCAUCCUCGUCAUCUAGCGUGGACUUGGCAUAUACUGGUGGUCAAGACAAGCACCGAAGCAUUAAACGGUCGAAUGGCAAGUCCAAAGAUGAUAAGAAGGCCGAAGCAGCUCUACUGGGCCUUGGCGCGGCGGCAGCAGCGCUUGCCCUGAACGAUAGUCGUCAAGGUCACCGAAAGAAUGGCGUAAGAGAACUCGUGGGGGCGAAGAAGACAAAAGGUCAUGAUGGACAUGGCUCCGGACAAGCGCACAGACCCAAGAAAUCUUAUGGAAACCUUGACGACGAACUUUGGGAAUCGGCUGCAGAAGACGACUACGAGAGCAUAGAUUCCGACCUGGCGUACGGUGCGCCAGUACGCAGGGAUAGUCGAGCAUCAUUUUCUUCCAAGUCAUCAGGAACCAAUAAGUGGGGUUGGCGUUGGGGCAGCAAAAAAAAUCGGAGAGCGUCUUCCCCACGGCGAAAGUCAUCUGACCAUAGUAGCUUUCCCCCAGUAGCUAGUGCGACACGUUCAAGUCUAACAGGUGCGGCCAUGACGCCUCAAGAUCAGCCUCAGGGGAGUGCGAUGGACAGUACAAGCAGCCUUCCCCUGCAGCAUGUCUACCCAGUGCCGACUUCUGAUCCUUCUCGCUUCGACGUUGGGCGAGAAGGUUCAAUCGUGUCUUCGAGUAGACCGGUCAUGUCCUCUCGGCCAGAAGCUGUUCCUCUUCAACAUCCUCGCCCAAUAGCCCCCGUUUCAGCAUCAAUCUACUCAAGUCAAACGGCGUAUGAUCAUUCUCAUAGUGCGCCAAGUGGUCCUGCUGUGUUCUCCCAAACUCCGUAUCAUCAUCAUCCGGGAACAUCUGAUGAUCGACAUAGCACUCACGAAGCCAGCAUACCUGGCAGCUUCCCUCGCGUCGAGCAACCGGCGGAUGACACUGCUCGCGAUUUUAGGAUACGGAGGAGAGACACAUCCCCUGGAAGAUUCGGAGAAGACUCUAUAUCGAGCUCCAUGGCACCUCCGCGCCGAACUUCCGUGAGAGACGAAUCCUCUGCAGUUCGAUUCGAUCUGACAGAAGAGCAAGAAGAAAGAGAUCGCCGCGAGAGGCGUCGGAAGAGAAAGGAAGAUAAGGAGCGUCGCGAAGCCGAAGAGCAAGAGCAGGUUGAGAAGGAUCGUCGUGUCUCAAGGGAACGAUCAAGCAGAAAAUUAGGCUCGAACACCAAGCCGGAGGAAGUUCUUGAAAAAUCUUUUGAAAAAUCAUGGGCCGGUCCCGCCGCUGCUGGAGUCAUUGGGGCCGCAAUUGGUGCUGCGGCUGCAACAGACAGGUCGAGAUCUGAAGAGACGCGGGAGGAACGCCGCGAACGUCGACGGAAGGAACGUGAACUCGAAAACGAAGAAGAUGCUCUCAGCAAAAGCGAACGUCGACGAAGGCAGCGGGAACGUGACGAUCAAGAAGCCGCAAUCAAGGAACGCGGAAAUCUACCUGACGAGAAUUCUGCGUCACGCGGGUACGUGGAUCACGAAGAGCGUUCUCCGGAGAAACAGGACAUGUCUGUAUGGCAAGAAGCGGCAAGCACCAAGCGAAGCUCUGUUCAUGAAAACUAUGGUGCUUUCUUCACCCCACUCGAACUCCUUAACAAAUCGAGUGACCAGAUAAAGAUUACAAGUGCUAAUGCUGACGCUGAUAUUGAUAUGGAACAAGUCCCACAAAUUGUCACAGUGGAGCCAAAGCGAAUCCGCGAUCUCUCUGACUCGCCGGCGUUCUCGCUCGUGGACACCGACGACAAGAUCGAUCCUUCAAAGUUGUCGUUUCCUUGGCAGGUACCAAAGCUCAGGCUUGUAGAGCCGACUCCGCCUUCAACCAGGGGCUCCACACCCAUUCCCCAACCUAAGGAUGCCGGUGACGAAGGCUUCGAAGAGCCUCGGAAGGAGCCUUCGUCUUCAAAGGUCAAGUGGGGAGAUGACCAGACUCACGAAUACACAAUUAUCGCUCCAAAGGAGGACCACGAUGAAUCCGUCGAGCCAUCCUCUGGGGACAUGAGCGUACCAGAUCCAGUAGAUUUAUCAAGCAGCACGCACGAGCGUGACUUGCCGGAUCAUGAAAUGCACCCGCGCAAUGACUCAACAAUGGAAAGUAGCUCAGCAAUUUAUGGUGAGGAUGCUGCAUUCGCGGCCACGUUAGCCGCCAGUGCAGAAGAUGCAGGCUUCGAUCCUUCUAUUGUCAUCAAUAACCCAACAUACCGACGUCGAGACUCACCCCCAGGAUCUAACGAAAACAGCAUGCCUGGCGGAUUCGAUGAUGAGAACGAGCCACGGCUUCACAAGAAAGACCGGAAGAGAAAGGAGAAAGCUUCUAGACGUCAGAGUCGAAACGACGGUCCCAACGGGCGAGAUGACGAUACAAUUGUGCAGGAUAUCAUCAGCCAAGUGGAAGAAUCUGAGUUUCAACCUCCAAACCAGGUUCCGCUAGAGAAACUAGAUGACGAGUGGGAGAAACCAAAGAAAACUAGAUCCAGGAAAUCCAAGAAAAGUCAAAAGGGCUCUGAGUCUAGGGACGAUCUCUUCGAGACGUCUGAAACUACGAGUAAGGCUCUAGAUUCGGAGAGCCGAGACGUGUACGAGUCGCCUACUGAAGAUGUUCGCUCCAUCGAGUCAAUCAGCAAUAAAGCAGAGAGCGGCAGGAAGUCCCGCAAAAAGUCAAAACGAAAUAGUACUGGCUUUGAUGAUGCUGCGUCUACCGUGCCUUCCCCAUCUACGAACGAAGCUAGCAAAGACCCCAAUUCCGAACCAAAGGAGAAGCGCAAAGGUAGCAUCUGGGAUCGGGUCCUUGGUAAAUCCCCUGGCAGCCUUCCGCAAGAAGACGGUGCCAAGGACGUUACAGACCAGUCAAUUUUGAAGGACUUCGGGGAACCUAAGAUGAAGAGUAAAAAGACCGAGGAACGGAAGUCUAGUCGCGACGGGGACGACAAUCACGACAGCAAAGAUCGAAGCAGCAUUGGAGGCACCGUGCCGCAAGUUUCAGGUAGGAUCUCCCAAGACCUACCGGUAAAGGUAUACACACCAGUCCCCAGCGGUCGUGCAUACUCGAAAGAAUUGCUGAACAACUCUCAGGAUCACGGAACUAGUCUGCCCCCACUCUUUUCAGACGCGGGCUCAGUGGCCCAAUAUCUAGACCGUGGUAUAAAAGCGGAGCAAGUUGAGGAAAAGCAGCCAGAGUCUUUUUUAGGGAUGCGCCCAGAACCACCGCCGCCACCUGACACACGUGCUGAAAGUGAGGCGCUUUCCGAUCUCUCGGAGACGACCAGCCUCCCAGCCACACCUCACGCUGAGUCUGAGACUCAGAGCCGGCGUUUCUCAGAUGCUGAAACCUCUAGCCCAACACAGACCACGGCUGCUCUUCCGUCCUCGCCUACAGCUGUACCUUUCCAUUUCCGUCGACCAGGCCGCUCAUCUAGUACCGCUCGAUCUCUGUCCCAAACGCCAUUUUCCUCAAACAAAUCGGCGACUGAUCUCACUCCGAAACAGAAGACACGUCCUCGCUCCACGGAGUUCAAAUCCUCAAAAGAAAUCAGGCCCUUGUGGCCCGUAGAAAGACACCGAUUACACCAGGAGCCAAACGCUGACGAAACUUACCCUUCUCUUCCUUCAAGCCAUACAACCUCAAGGAGCUCAUCUGUCCACAAUCUGGAGGGAAGUGAACACCACCAGAGGGGACCCUCCGGAUUGAACGAGGCAGAGCAUGAGCCGAUUCAAUCAGCGCCAGUGACCUCCACGGAUAGUCACCCAAUACAGUCAGAUCUGCUUGAGUCACAAUUGGCGACCUCUCCUACUGCAUCCUCUUUCCAAGAUUCAAGGACCGUUAAGGAUUUGCUGUCUCCGCAGGCUAGUAGAGACUCGUCUCCCAAAGUAAGCGCCGAGGAAAAUCCUCACGAGUCAUCCUCUACCUUGAAAAGCGCUGUUUUAGGUGCCGUCCUAGGAGGCCCUGCCGCUGUGGCUCUGAAUGAACCAAUUCAGAACAAUGCUCCAAUACUGCAAGACCUGUUCCGAGAAGAGAACGAGGAUUUCGAGCAUGCUUUAGAUGAUAUGGUUCUGGACACAAUAGCUUACCCGUCCUAUAAUAACGCUCUUGGUCAAGGGGAGGACUUUGUUCCUCAAAAGACCAGGAAAGGCAAGAAGAAUAAGCGGAAAGCCGGCCAAUUUCAACAAGAAACAGUUCAACCAUCUUUUGGAGGGGCUGUGGAGGCUAAGCCAAGCACGAACUCCAUAGACGUGGAGCUUCUGAGCCCCGGAACCACGCGCCAAAUUCAAGAACAGGAUGCCCAGGAUGCCGUGGAUUCAUGGUUCCCAUCAGUUCUCCCGUCAAGUAAAGGAAAGAAGGGCAAGAAGGGCAAAAGCAGGGGGCUUGCUGAGAGAUCACCGGAAGAAAAUGGACCAUUCCCAGAUACUUACGAGCCUCCCAGGGACAACCUCAAAAACACAGUACCAGCAGGAGGUCAAGAAAGCGACAUUCUGACGCGACAAAUGUCUCGAGAGCAGAUUGUGGAUAUCAUGACUGCCGUCGCGCAAGAUGCGAACAAGGAUGAAAAGAAGGCAUCGCAAUCUGCGACAGCUGUGGUUCAAGAGCCUUUCGAGACCCUGGCCGAAGAAAAUCGCAGCGAGUCGAAAGUCAAGGAGGACAACAAAGGACAAGAGGACCUCCCUCAAGACGGCCUCCAAACGAAGACCUUUUCCAAAGACGGAUUCCCACAAGAAGACCUCCCCCAAGACGGCCUUGCACAAGACAACCUCCCUCAAAGCGGUCUUCAACAAGAGACUCUGCCCAAAAACGAACCCACACACAGCGAGCUCCCACAACUCGAAAAUAAUCAAGAGACCCUCCCCCAAGGUGACUUCCCCCUAGUCAACCUCCCUCGAGACGACUUCUCACAUUCACAAGACCCACAACGCGGAAGCCUGCUAUCUUCAUCUGCUCCAGAUCAGAUUACUUUUACAGACCCUUUCUUAAAACAAAGUCACAGGAAUGUGCUAGAGUCACCCAAAGCCAAUCCCGCGUCUCAAGAAGAACUCGAUCCUGGUGACUCGACAAAAGCGAUAUCGCCACUGCUUGAGCUUUCUCCAAGAGCAACACCAUUACCCAAUGUUGAUGAUGAUCAUGACCUCUUGGACGAGCGGCUAGAAAUUCCAGUCUCUACAUCUUUGGAUCGUUCUGAUGAUAAGGAAAUGGAAAUUGCUGCUGGAAACCCUUUAGACGUCCCACAUAUACAUGAUCUAUCUGCCGUCCUACCUGAACUACAAAAACAAGCACAAGAUCUUACGUCUCAAGCCGAGCAAGUUGAUCCAGGUGACUAUUCCGCCGUUCCGUCUAAGAAAAAAUCCAAAAAGAGCAAAAAGGCUAAGCAGAGCUGUUCGGUUGAAGAAAAUGAGCAGACUGAGAUACAAAAAAUGGAUGGACCAUUACCUAGUGUUAAUACUUCUACAACGCUCGAAGAAGAUUGGCCAAAAGAUUCGAACGACGAACCUGCAAUGAAGGUUCUCCAGGAGAAGUCCGAAACGUUGGAUGAUGGAUGGGAGGGCUCCACUAGCAAGAAGAAGGGCAAGAAAGGAAAGGUGACCAAGCAAAGCAUUUCGGUUGAGAACAGCAAGGCCACCGAAAUUCAAAGACGACAGCAAUCGCUACCUUACAUGGCUGCGUCUGAAGCGCCUGAGGACCAUGAAGCCAGGAAAUUGAUUGACGAGUCUGCAGUCGAUGUCUCCCAGUCCAAGACUGAGCCCCUAGAGGACGAAUGGACGGCCUCCAACGACAAUAGGAAAGGCAAGAAGGUUGAGAGGCAGAGGUCGAAGACAUCAAGUUUGGGGCUUUCACCGGACGAAACAGAGCAUCAAUUCGAGCGACAACCAGACGCCAGAGAUGACAUGAACGAUCGCGCUUUGUCCUUGGCCACAACGCGGACCUCCCAAGAAGUCGGUGCUAUGCUAGGACUCGAUGAAACUGAAGCCUCCAUCGAAGGCGAGUCGAAGGAAGCCUUCCCAAUUGAGUCUCAAGCAGAGCAUAAUCUACGGAAGCCUUCAGAAGAUCAUAUUUCAGGCAGCUAUGAACAGAAAAUGCCCGUCUCAUACGAGCCAGAGACUCCGCACUCUAAAGACGCUCCUGAAAAGGCGCAGGAUGAUGAAAUAUUCCUGAAUCUGCACACGCCAGUCGCUGGCACAAAUGCUGCUCAACGUGUACAGGACAUCUUGGUGGGGGAGAACAAUGCGGAGUCUACUACUGAUGCUAAGAGGGAAGCCAUGGUGGCAUCUACGAGCAUGGAAGAGAAAGCUACUGAUAGGCCAAUAAAAGAAGAUGAACUGGUUGGGGAUGCGCCAAAAAAGAAGAAGAAAAGCAAAAAGGGUAAGAAGAACGAAACGUUCUCAUGGGACGAGCCCGAAAUCAAGCCUGAAACGACAGAGCCGGCAGAGGUCUCAGAUCCACCCGGUGCAACGAACACUCCGCUCGAACAAGAGCCUGCGCCUGACAGGCCAAUGGAAGAAAAUGAGCUGGAUCGUGAUGCUCCGAAGAAGAGGAGAAAGGGCAAAAAAGGGAAGAAGAACGAAGCGUUCUCGUGGGACGAGCCCGAAACCAAGCCUGAAACGACAGAGCCGGCAGGGGAUCCGGGUCCACCCGGUGCAAUGAACACUCCGCUCGAACAAGAGUCUGCGGCUGACAGGGUAAUAGAAGUAGACGAACUGGAUCGUGAUACCCUGAAGAAGAAGAAAAAGGGCAAAAGAGGAAGGAAGAACGAAGAAUACUCUCUGGACGAGCCUGAUAUCAUGAAGCCAGCGGAGCCCUCCGAUCUACCCGCUGCAAUGAAUCCCUAUUCAUUGGAACAAGAGCCCGCGGUCAAGGCGAUCGACGAGGUUUUCUCUAAACAGUCCAAGAAAGACAAGAAGAACAAGAGGAGCAGAAGAAACGGUGUUUCGAGAGCCGUCAGUGAUUUUCGAGACGGAGAUGAGCCCAACAUCAUCCCUAUUGAAGUUCCACAAGAUGAUGACAAGACGGAGGAUCUUCCCCCAAGUGCCAGUGAUUUCCAGGAAGAGAUUGAGCCUAGUAUCAUCCUUACUGAGGUUCCACAGGACGACAACAAAGUGGAGGAUCUUCGCGAGAUUACCCGCGAUUCUCGAGACGAAGUUGAGCCCAGUGUCGUCCCUACUGAAGUUUUACAAGAUGACGGACAGGUAGAGGAGCGUUCCGCCGUUGAUCGCCAAUUAGUCACCCGUGAUGUUCGAGAAGCAAAUGAGCCCAAUUGUGUCCCUACUGAAGCCCUACAAGACGACGACAAGAUGGAGGAUCUUCCUGCGGUUGGCAUGCCACGCAUGAGGGCAGAAAUUGGUGCACCUGGAGAGGUAGUAGAGCCAGCAGUAACAACAAAAUCUGCUCAGGGUAACGAAAAUGAGGAAUCACGCGAGGCACCGUUGGAACAGGAGCAAGACUUGAUGCCACCAAAAGGCAAGAAGGACAGAGAGAAAACCAAGAACUCUAAGAAGUCCAAUGCCUUAUCCCCAGAUGAUUGUGAAGAUCCUGCGCUUGGACACGGGCAAAUAGCCGAAAUCAAGGCUCUUGAGACAGACGAAAUAGAACAUAUGACUCCUUCCAGUGUCAAGGUUGUUGAUGAGCCUGAAAAGACUGUUCAAAAGACACAAUUAGAACAGCAGGAGGAAGAUUACACGCUACCCACAAAUGAGAAGGACGAAAAGAAGUCCAAGAACUUCGUCGCCUUUUCUCUAGAUAGCGAUGUUUCUCCCACACUUGAAGAUGAGCCAGUAUCCAAACCUGAGAAUCUUGAGAAAGAAUCGCUUAAACAGACACCCCCUUCCAGUGCCGACACGGUCAAGGAGCCUGGAAAAUGUGUGGAAGGUCUUCCUGAGGAGACGAAAGAUCGAGAAGAGACCGAGGAAGCGCAACCGUUCGAAUGGAAGAACGAGGAUAUCACUGCGCAGUCUGAGCAGGAGACUGCCCAGGAGCUCAACAAAGAUUCCGAAAUUGACAGCAAAGUCAACCCGCUAAAUGCUUGGGGAGAUCUCGUCAUGGUGGGAGGCAGAGGCGAGGAACCUAUGCACGGGUACUUCGACUCUGUCUCAGCACAUGCCGCUGCCUCUGAUAUUCCUCACAAAGCCACUUCAUCAGUGGAGUCAUCUCCAGAGCAGCCGACCGUUGCGUCGGAGGAGAUAACCGCUUACCGUGCCAACGAAAUGAAAAGCAACAUCGUCUCGGCAGCCGAGACCGAUAAUGACUCUCUGUAUAGCGUCAAGCUAAGCAAGAAAAACGAAAAGAGGACAAAGAAGGCACUACCGUUGACUUGGGAGGAGGACGGGCUCUCUCAGGAGCCCAGAGCUGUUCUCACUGAAUCUAGCGCUACAGAAGAUCUGGGCGAACCGUCGAUCAUCCCUGUCUCACAAGAAAGCGGUUCUUGGUCGAAACCAGAAAUAUCCGCCGAGGAGAUCGUGCCUACGGAGAUCGUCCAGCCGGGUAUGAGGUCAGAAGAAGAUCAGAGAUAUCAAGGAAGUGUAUUGGAAGACCCGCCAUCUCAAGCGAGAGAUGACAUUCAUACAAUGGUUGAAGCUGAACAGGAAGAAAGCUUUGCAAACGGCGAAAGGACCAAGACUGAAAAGCUCUCUAUCUACGAGCCGGAGGAAGAUCGGUCUGCUGCGGAUGACAAAGAACUUGCAUGGGUAACGGCUACUAGCGCUGUUCAAGGUAAUGAACACCCGUCGAAGCAGCAGCCUAGAGACGACUUGAGUACUGCAGGGGAGAUACGAUCUAAACAAGAAGAAUCUGCGGGAGGAAUGAAAAGGGACCAAACUCCCAUUCUGACGGAGUCCGGAAUGAUUGAAGAGGCAAAGGACGAGGAGUUACUCUGGGACGUGUCAGUCCAGAGGGCCGAGGAACCCGAAAAACAAGACAAAGACGGGCAAUGGGGUGAGCUUAUAGUUGGGAAUUUGUCUUCCUCUGCGGCUCAGGAGGCUGCUCGAGAAACGGCCAAAACAGUCCGAAACACGGAAUCUAUCACAGAUCUCGAGCCGCUUAGGGGUACUAACAUAGACCAGCCGAACCCCCCAGGGGGCGUUAAAAGAUUAGACGCACAAGAGCAACGCGACGACAACAACGAGGAGUAUGAGAAAGAGCUUGAACGGGCAUUACCGAACACAGAACCUGUCGCAGGUCUCGAGCCGCUUGGGGGUCCUGACAUAGAUAAGCCAAUUCCCGCAGUGGAGGUCGCAAUGUUAGAUGCACAAGAACAACGCGACUACAACGAGGAGUAUGCAAAAGAGCUUGAGCGGGCAUUACCGAACACAGAACCUGUCGCAGAUCUCGAGCCGCUUGGGGGUCCUGACAUAGAUAAGCCAAUCCCCGCAGUGGAGGUCGAAAUGUUAGACGCACAAGAACAACGCGACUACAACGAGGAGUAUGCAAAAGAGCUUGAGCGACAAUUGAGUCCGUUGCAGGAAGGCGAGCGUGCCGAUCCCUCGCGUGAUGAAGCCCAUACACCUGUGUUCUCUCAAUCAAGCAUUGGUUCGGUAAUGGAGAGACCAUACGAAGAAGAGCACAGACCGUUAGCACGACCUCCGGCUCUGGAAGACAUCAUUGAAGAAUCCAGAUCAAGAUCUGCCUCGGUUCAUGGUAGUCCCGUCGAUCAGGAGGAUGACUAUUCACCUGUCAAAUCAACCAAGAAAGGCAAGAAAGGCAAGAAAGGCAAGAAAAGCAAAAAGCAGCAGCCGAUCAUUUGGGAAGACGAAACUGCAACGCCGCCACCGGAGCCGGAAAGCGAUCAAAGAGCAAAGCCCUCUAUCAGAUCCACAGAAGCUCCGGGCUCGCGGGACACUGACGCUGCUCGGCCCCUUGAAUUGGAAGAACCGAUAGACCAGCGGUCUCUCGAAGACAGGACAAUAGCUUCGCCUACCGGAUAUCUCGAUACCGCUGACAACAAUUACUUAAUUGAGAAUGAUGGGUCAGAUGACUACUUUAAUAUCCCGCCAAGCAGACCAGCAGAGGAAGAUGUGGGAAGGGAAGACACUCACGAGUUCCGUCGGGCUCUCUCUACUGGGCCGCCGUGUUCUAGCAGAGAUCGAUCUCCAGCUCGAGAACCGCAAAUAGAUCAAGAUGGUCACCUGAGAGAUGACGCCGUCACAGCUUAUGAUCGAGAUGGAAAGCUUAGGUCUCUCGCUACGGACUUCCAUGACAAAUUAAGAACAGAGGUAGAGCCAGCUGAAGAACAAGUCAAAGACAAUUGUGAUCCUGCUCCCCUAAAAAGUACUAAGAAAGGCAAGAAAGCCUCGGCGAGGGAGCCAAGCCCUCAGACUCUAGGGCAGGAAAGUCUCAUGGACCAACCCCAAGACUUGGAAACCCCAACCAUGGACACUUUGAAUGAGAGAUCGACUUCUCAGCAGCAUUUCCUACAAUCUUCUUCACACGAGGACGAGCUAUCCUCGGUAGCUGAGGGGAGACCCAUCAGUCGUGGCAGGUCAGGAAGCAGGGAAUUGGUCGCCGCAGCAGUCGGUUUAGGCGUAGGUGCGUUAGCAGCGGGAAGCCUCUCCAAGAGAGACUCGAGGAAGGAAGGGAUACCUGGCGAGAAAGCAAAAGAGGCUCGCAGGGGGACAGACUUUGAGGCUGAAAUAGGCGAACCAGAAAAUCCUCUCGACAGAGGAGGAAUGGAUGUCGAGGAACAAGAGCAUCGCCAGACAUCUGAGUCAGAACGCGCCACAAGAGCGUGGGAGCAUCACCAAGCUACGUCAUCUAGAAAUUAUGAGGCGGCUGCAAGUCAUCCGUUUGUGGGAGAUCUUGGCCAGUCUUCAGAAACGCCUAAGUACCGAGACAGCGCCAUCUACAUCUCUGGUUCUCCAAUGAUCUCGGAAGAGAUACCUUACCACCGUGCCGUACGAGACAGUGGUUAUCCAGAUACUGAGGCAAGCCCGAUUGUUGGUGAUGAGCUCGAGAAUCCAGACGACCCAACGGAGUUGGAAAGCGGUGUUGCCGCUGGUGAAAUGGUCGAGCAUGUGCAGCAUCGGCAUAGCCGGGCUCAUGAGACUGACCAACGUCAAAGAUCAACGUCCAGUAAUCCAUCCGAGAAAUCUGUAGAGGCUAAUUCGGACCAUGAUGUCUCGGUAUCAAGGCCAAAAGAGAGACGGAAACGUUCGAGGCGGAGAUCAGGGACUGCCUACGACAGUGAUGACUCUGCGGACUCUGGCUUUGACAUCCAGCGCCGUCGCCGUCGGCAAGCCAUGGUAGCAGAGCCACGAGAACCUUCUCCAGUGAGCUCUACCACUAAGGACAGAUCGUCGGCACUUUUCGAUACCUCGCCUUCGGCAAGGGAGGAGACAAUCGCCAAACCACAGGAUCAGGCUGUCUCGCCUCGUUAUAAUCCCGUCGGAGAAGAGCCUACUUGGUCAUUUGACCGCGAGGAAUCGCCACCACAGCGCUCAUCCGAGGUGUCGAGGGGAGGUAGAUCAGGCAACAUUCCUGCGUUUGCUCCCGAAUCAACAGACCACGACAUAUCUACAGGCAAUGAAGACACAGGAAUGUCAUUGUUUGGAGGCCCCCAAAGUUAUGAAAAUGACUUGCCAUCUCUUUCCAGAAGUCCACGUUCAAGCGAAAGCCGGGGUCGCCGAAGACUGAAUACCAUUUCGGAGGAUAGCGCAGACGGAUCACCGCUGCAUAAGAAAGACAAGCGCGCUGUGUCCGACGUUGGAUCUCCCGAAUCAGGUGUCAAAGGUCGAAGAAUGCGAUCACCAUCUGUCGAAGACGAUGUCGCUGGAGAAUAUGUAUCCACCCAUGACCCGAUUUCACGCCCGCCUUGGCCCGCAGCUGACGAGGAGAAGCGUGCAGUAGACGAGCGCAGCAGAAGCCGCAACUCAGAUCAGUUGUCCACUUUGUCGAGUCACCAUAGCGCGCUGCCAGGUGUUACGCCGAGGCACAGGGAAGAUGAGUAUCGAACAGCGAGUGCAGCGAGCAUGCGAUCAGAGAGCAGCAUUUAUGCAAUCAUCCGGACACCGGAUCAAGUCCGAUCAGCCAGUGGACUGAGUUGCCGUUCUUCUGGCACACCACCCUUGCGACGGGUCGACCGUAGCGCUAGCGGGGAUCUGCGGGGUGCCAGCAAAAAAAGCGAAGCUAAAUAUCGCGCUAAAAGCAGCUCUGAACUCGACAUUGGCAUUCCAUCUUCUUCAACCUACGACCCCGUCACUGAUAAAGGCAAAUCUCGUGCCGAUAUGGCUGAUGUCUAUGAGGGUUGGGGUGAUGUGCGCGGUCAAUCGCCAAUGUCUCCGACGCGUCCACCAAGUAUGCGCAAACGGCAAAGCAUGCAGCUCUUGGAUCUCGAGACCAGACUUGAUCAAAUAGUCUCGGAAAACCGACUACUGGCGAGUCAGAAGUUAACAGUGGAGAAAGCCUUGCAAGAGCAAGCACGUGAUCACAGCCAGGAACGGCAUGCCUACGAAGAAGCCAUGCAAGAGCAGAAGAUUUAUCUGACACGAAAAGAUUCCGAACUCAGCGAAUUAAAGCAGAUCAUCGAACAGCUACAUAACCAAGCAGCUCAUCUCACCGAAGUCAACGAGGGACUUGCCUCUUCCCGCGGUGUGGAUGAGGAGCACGAACAGAGGUAUAAUCAAUUACGCGCUGAGCACGCACACACCCACGAGCAAUGGCAACAAUCCACGAAGGAACUAGGGGACCUCAAAGAGCAGCAUACUCAACUAUCGACUGGUAUGGAGGACAUCGUUCGCCAUGAGGUGACUGUGGCCCUCGAAGAGAAAAAUUCUGAGUUGCGCCAAUUGCAAAGUGAACUUGAGAACGCCAAACAGCAAGUUCGAAAUUUGCAACAGCAACUAUUAGCGUCCAGGAAUAGUGAUGAUUUCGUCGAACGAGAUGAGGAUUACUUCGAUUCUCAGUGUCAAUCACUUUGCCAGCAUGUCCAGCAAUGGGUGCUGAGGUUCUCUAAAUUUUCGGACAUGAAAGCGUGCUACCUCGCCAGUGAAGUUCGGGACGAGAAAGUUGUCGAUCGCAUGGAAAAUGCAAUACUGGAUGGCUCCGACGUUGAUGACUACCUCUCCGAUCGAGUAAAGAGGCGCGAUGUCUUCAUGUCGGUGGUCAUGACAAUGGUAUGGGAGUUCAUCUUCACCCGCUACCUCUUUGGCAUGGACCGUGAGCAGCGUCAGAAGCUCAAGAAUCUUGAAAAGACGCUCCAGGAAGUUGGUCCUAUAAGUGCUGUGCACAAGUGGCGGGCAACGACUCUGACACUUUUAAUGAAGCGAGAAGCGUUUGAGAACCAGCGUGCCACAGAUACCGAAGCGGUUGUCCAUGAGAUCUACGACACCCUAGCUACUUUCCUUCCACCACCAUCUCAUCUUGUGGGCCAAAUACAGGAUUCACUCCGCAAAGUCAUAGAUACGGCAGCUGAUCUGUCAAUUGAGAUGCGUACCCAGCGUGCAGAGUACUCGAUGCUGCCUCCUCUGCAGCCCGAGUACGAUACCAACGGUGACCUAGCUCGAAAAGUGUACUUCAGCGCCCUUACCAUGAAUGAGCGCAGCGGUGCCACGUCCUCAAACGAGGCUCUGCAGGAGCAACACGCAGUCGUAAGAAUGGUUCUUUUCCCACUGGUGGUCAAGAACGAGGAUGAUGACGAGCAGAUUGUGGUCUGCCCGGCACAAGUACUGACUGCGGAGGGAUCAAAGGGGAAGAAGACGGUGAGGGUUAUGAGUGCGCAGGGAGGGAGGAGCGAGGCGAGUUUCGCGGGGAGCGACGUACGAAUGGAGGGAGGAAUGAUAUAG